Pseudomassariella vexata is the source of this 273-nucleotide messenger RNA. RefSeq lists its product as uncharacterized. The annotation marks the transcript as partial. The transcript has 2 exons. NCBI's taxonomy places the organism in Eukaryota, Fungi, Ascomycota, Sordariomycetes, Amphisphaeriales, Pseudomassariaceae. The record is from RefSeq and is a predicted model, not a curated record. Gene Ontology annotation, cellular component: mitochondrial inner membrane peptidase complex.
AUGACACCACCGUGCCGCGUCUUCGCAUCCGAUGCGCUGGAAUCCGAAAUCCAAACGGAUCUGACGGGCCGGAAGCGCAAGGGCGGCGAUAUUGAGCUGGCCAAGUGCAAGCUGUUCUCGAUGAUGCAGUAUGAGUGCACCAUUGACAAACCUGAGCAAGCGUCCAGUCCUGUCAGGUGUUUGGAGGUGCAGCGUUGGUUUCGGCAGUGUCGAGAUAAAAGAGGGACUUUUAUGGUUGAGACUACCAAUUGGGAGGGGAGGGAGGAAGAGGCG